This is a messenger RNA of Hibiscus syriacus, 766 nucleotides long. Its product is annotated as TATA-binding protein-associated factor BTAF1-like. NCBI's taxonomy places the organism in Eukaryota, Viridiplantae, Streptophyta, Magnoliopsida, Malvales, Malvaceae. The record is from RefSeq and is a predicted model, not a curated record. Gene Ontology annotation, molecular function: DNA binding; ATP hydrolysis activity; TBP-class protein binding. Bases 1 to 324 code for a protein of 107 amino acids. The transcript is spliced from 2 exons.
AUGCGAGGGACCCUAGAGGAAAAAGUUAUGAGCCUUCAGAGGUUCAAACUAUCGGUUGCCACUGCUGUUGUCAAUGCCGAGGAUGCCAGUUUGAAAACCAUGAAUGCUGACCAGUUGCUCGAUCUAUUUGCCUCUGCUGAAACAUCUAAAAAAGGAGCUAGUUCUUCAAAACGUGCAGAGAGCGGUAUUGACGGAGACCCUAAAUUAAUGGGUACGGAGAAGGGAUUAAAAGCCAUUCUUGGUGGUUUGGAGGAGCUUUGGGAUCAAUCACAAUAUACAGAGGAAUACAAUUUGAACCAGUUUUUAGCUAAACUUAAUGGCUGAGAUCAAGCUGUUCAAAGACAAACUUCAAAUGGUCGAGAGAUCAUUCCCGGAUGACCACUCGGGUUUUUGGAUCACGGCAUGCUAGAUUUUGAUUCCUGCCAGUUAGUACUGAAGCUAAUCGACGGAAGCCAGCUGCUCAUCUGUAAAAGAAAAUGUAUAUAUCUAAUUUAGGACCCUAAUUUUGGUAAAUUUUAGGUUUAGCUUUCAAUUUUUGAAAUAUAUUCACCCAAAAUUUGGGAUGUUAUUGCCAAAAUUUUGUCUAUCCCGAAGUUUGCACAAGUGAGACGGGGGAGAGAAGGAAGAAAAGAACGAAGGCUGGUUUUGAAGUGGUUGGUCCCAAGUCCGGAGAUCAGAGUUUGAGUUGGUCGGAAAUUACAGGUAGAGAGUUGUAAAGCCGAUUAUUGUAUAUAACUUUCUUUUCUCAUAAAUCUAUAGAUUUGUC